Messenger RNA from Myotis lucifugus (little brown bat), 837 nucleotides. RefSeq names its product pulmonary surfactant-associated protein D-like. Gene Ontology annotation, cellular component: multivesicular body; rough endoplasmic reticulum. NCBI's taxonomy places the organism in Eukaryota, Metazoa, Chordata, Mammalia, Chiroptera, Vespertilionidae. The coding region runs from base 1 to 837 and encodes 278 amino acids. The record is from RefSeq and is a predicted model, not a curated record. Gene Ontology annotation, biological process: positive regulation of phagocytosis; surfactant homeostasis. The transcript has 5 exons.
AUGUCAGAGUUCAGCUGGCCUCCAACGUCAUGGGGAACAGAAGUGAAGACCCUUUCCCGGAAACCUUUGAUUGAUGCCUGCACCCUGGUCAUGUGUAGCCCUGUGGAGAACGGCCUGCCUGGUCGUGAUGGACGAGAUGGGAGAGACGGCCCCCGGGGCGAGAAGGGGGAUCCAGGUUCACCAGGAGCUAGAGGGCCAAUGGGGAUGCCUGGAACUGCUGGCUCAGUUGGGCCCAAAGGGGACAAUGGCUCUGCUGGAGAACCUGGACCGAAGGGAGACUCGGGGCCACGUGACAUUGCUGCUCUGAGGCGGCAGCUGGAGGCCUUGCAGGGGCAGGUAGGACGCCUGCAGGGAGCCUUCCUUCAGUAUAAGAAAGUGGAGCUCUUCCUCCAUGGCCAAAGUGUUGGCCAGAAGGUCUUCAAGACAGCAAGCUUUUUAAAGCCUUUCCAGGAGGCACAGCAAGUGUGCGCACAGGCCGGGGGGCAGCUGCCCUCCCCACGAAAUGCAGCUGAGAACGAGGCCUUGCAACAGCUGGUCGAGUUUGAGAACAAGGGUGCUGCGUUCCUGAGCAUGACUGACUCCCAGACGGAGGGCAGGUUCACCUACCCAGGAGGGGAGCCCCUGGUCUAUUCCAACUGGAACCCUGGGGAGCCCAACAACAGUGGCGGCAAUGAGCACUGUGUGGAGAUGUACACCAACGGCAAGUGGAACGACAGGCCCUGUGGGGAGAAGCGCCUUGUGAUCUGCGAGUUCUGUGCCCUUGGGGUGGGUGAGGCAGCCGAGGUCCAGGAUCUUGUCCUGGAUCUGUGUGCUACCAACAUGACAAGGAAGAGCUGA